AUGACUCUGUGCAAGCAAAGCUAUAAGGGUCUAAUGCACUUAGUCAAGAACAAAGUGCAAGAGAUUGUCCAUCAAGAUAUUGCUUAUGCUGUCCACAUAGUAAGCCAAUUUGUUCAGGAACCAACUUCUGUUCACUAUGCUGCUGUUCUUCGCAUUCUCCGCUAUCUUCGUGGCACUAUUAACCAGAGUCUUUUCUUUUCUUCUACCUCGGAACUUGCACUUCGAGCUUAUUCUGACGCUGAUUGGGCUGGGGACCAUACUGAUCGUCGAUCCACCACGGGUUAUUGCAUCUUUCUUGGUGAUUCGCUUAUUUCCUGGCGAGCUAAGAAACAGAAUAUUGUCUCCAAAUCUAGUGCCGAAGCUGAGUAUCGUGCUAUGUCUGCUACAGCAUCUGAGAUUGUUUGGCUUCGUCGUCUUCUUGGUGAUAUUGGCAUUACUUGCUCUACUCCGACACCUCUGUAUUGUGACAAUCAAAGUGCCAUCAAGAUUGCUAAUAAUCCGCUUGCCGACUUCUUCACAAAGUCUCAUACCACACAACGUCAUCAUUUUCUUUUAUCCAAACUCUCGGUGUUUAACCCACCUUGA
This is a messenger RNA of Ananas comosus (pineapple), 585 nucleotides long. RefSeq lists its product as uncharacterized. Bases 1 to 585 code for a protein of 194 amino acids. NCBI's taxonomy places the organism in Eukaryota, Viridiplantae, Streptophyta, Magnoliopsida, Poales, Bromeliaceae. The transcript is spliced from 3 exons. The record is from RefSeq and is a predicted model, not a curated record.